Messenger RNA from Ixodes scapularis (black-legged tick), 1170 nucleotides. RefSeq lists its product as uncharacterized. Lineage: Eukaryota; Metazoa; Arthropoda; Arachnida; Ixodida; Ixodidae. Bases 1 to 1161 code for a protein of 386 amino acids. The transcript has a single exon. The record is from RefSeq and is a predicted model, not a curated record.
AUGAGUGAAGUAGCCUCAGUCACACCAGAUCGUGACUCCCAGAGUGAGUCAACCGCGGUGACUUCGCUGCUGGACGCUGCGCCUGGUGUAAACCCAGUCGUGGCGUCCGCGCUGAAGCAAUACGCGGUGCUCAAAGACUCCAUGAUCACUCUGAUGAAGCGCCACGCUAAGAGCCUCUCACACGAAUCCUGGACGGACCUGAGUAAGAGCGUGAAUGGAAUCGGCGACGCAUUGACGCUCGUUUCCAUGGAGGUGGCCCACCUUCAGGGGAAGGUGGACCAGCUGCGGGACCUCCGGGAGGGGGGGGGGCCGGGAGUGCGGGCGACAUACUCCUCGGUUCUCGCGGGCCCAGGCGCUCUCGCCGGCACUUCUGGUCCCCUUCCCGCGACGGUGGCUGAUGCGAGCACGCAUUCAGUGCCCGUCCAGGAACACCGAGAGACUCUUUUGGUCUAUGGGAAACCAGAUGUAAACACCCGGGCGACCUUGACCACACGAUUCAGCCCCGUCACUUUAAACAUACAGGAUGUAUCGGUACGAAACAUUUCAUCAAAUGGCGUCAGCGUCCAGUCGUCGAACAGGGAAGGCCUCGAUAGGCUUAAAUCAGCCAUCGAGGGAGAUGAGACGGUGAAGGACAUACUAACACCAAAGUUCCCGGUGCGCUUCAGGCCUCAGUUUCGCGUCACGGGGGUCGACCCUUCGGUCACCCGUGAAACUGCGUUUCUGAAGCUAAAGGAGCAGAAUGGCCUGGAAGUAACCGAGGAACAGCUCACCGUCAGGUCUGUCUUUCCUGACCGGUUCAGCGGGACGCAGACCUUCAUUCUGGAAGUAGAUCCUGUAAUCUACAAAAUUGUAAAACAAAAAACCUUCCUCACACUUGGUUGGACUCGGUGUCCCAUCUCCGAGUUCUUCCAUGUUGUGAGGUGCUCCAAGUGCUGCCAGUACGGUCACACGCGCCGCUUCUGCCAGGCAGAUGGGACAGUGUGUGGCCGAUGCGGCUCUAUGCAUGAAGGCAGAUGCACACGAGAGAAAAAAUGUGCGGCAUGCACUAAAUCAAACGAAAAGCAAGGAACAUCUCUUGCGGUGAAUCAUACAUUUUACGAGACAAUUUGCCCGCUCUACAAACAACAAACAGAAAAACGCCGAAUGCGUACUGCAUACUGAAAAAAAGUG